GAGACACAGAGAAAUAGUGAGGGACACGAACGAUUUUGAAGAGAGAUAGAGAUAGAGAAAUAGAGAGGUAUAUGAUACCCUCAAAAAACAUGAAGGGUAAAGAUGGAAAGGGGUCUUACCCUGAUAAAAGUUCCAGGAUGAUUCCCAUUACUCUGAUGUUUGUUGUUCUAUGUGGGUUUUCAUUCUAUCUUGGUGGUAUUUUCUGCUCUGAGAAGAAUCGAUACCUCACAAACGAUGUCGCAAGGCCCGUUCAAUCUCAUAUAGAAGUUACAUCUACUCCUCUUCGCAUUGAAUCUAUAGUGUUUCCUCAAUGUAGCAAGGAUUAUCAAGAUUACACCCCAUGCACUGACCCAAAGAGGUGGAUGAAGUAUGGUCGUCAUCGACUCACUUUUAUGGAACGUCACUGCCCUCCAGUGUUUGAAAAAAAAGAAUGCUUGGUGCCCCCACCAGAUGGCUACAAGCCCCCAAUUAGAUGGCCAAAGAGCAGGAAUGAAUGUUGGUACAGAAAUGUUCCCUAUGAUUGGAUUAACAAACAAAAAUCUAAUCAGCACUGGCUGAGGAAAGAAGGGGAGAAAUUUCUCUUUCCUGGGGGAGGUACCAUGUUCCCUAAUGGAGUUAGUGCAUAUGUUGAUUUGAUGCAAGAUUUGAUUCCUGAAAUGAAAGAUGGAACCAUCCGAACUGCGAUUGAUACAGGAUGUGGAGUUGCAAGCUGGGGAGGUGAUUUACUAGAUCGUGGGAUUCUAACUGUUUCCCUUGCACCAAGAGAUAACCAUGAGGCUCAAGUCCAAUUUGCACUUGAACGAGGCAUUCCAGCAAUAUUGGGCAUUAUUUCGACACAGCGUCUUCCCUUUCCUUCCAAUUCUUUCGAUAUGGCUCACUGCUCGAGAUGUCUUAUCCCUUGGACAGAAUUUGGUGGAAUCUACCUUCUUGAAAUUCACCGCAUUCUUCGCCCUGGAGGUUUUUGGAUCCUGUCUGGUCCACCAGUGAACUAUGAGAACCGAUGGCGGGGAUGGAACACAACAGUGGAAGAGCAGAGAUCAGAUUAUGAGAAGUUACAGGAAUUGUUAACAUCCAUGUGUUUCACAUUGUACAAUAAAAAGGAUGACAUUGCUGUGUGGCAGAAAUCUUUAGAUAAUAGCUGCUAUGAUCGCCUUGCUGCUCCAGAUGUCUACCCACCAAAGUGUGAUGAUGGUACUGAACCUGAUUCAGCAUGGUACACUCCACUCCGCCCUUGCGUUGUUGUUCCAAAUCAGAGAAUAAAGAAAUUAGGGUUAAAAUAUGUACCAAAAUGGCCAGAGCGGCUAAACAUUGCCCCGGAACGAGUUUCAGCUGUUCAAGGUGGGAGUUCUGGUGCAUUCAAGCAUGAUGACAGUAAAUGGAAGAUUCGGGUGAAGCACUACAAGAAAUUACUCCCAGUUAUUGGCACAGAUAAGAUACGUAAUGUUAUGGAUAUGAAUACAGUAUAUGGUGGCUUUGCAGCAGCAGUAAUUGAUGAUCCCCACUGGGUCAUGAAUGUGGUGUCUUCCUAUGCUCCUAAUACACUGCCGGUGGUCUACGACAGGGGUUUGAUUGGGACCUACCAUGACUGGUGUGAGGCAUUCUCAACAUAUCCUCGAACAUAUGAUCUUCUACACCUUGAUGGUCUUUUCACUGCUGAAAGCCACAGAUGUGAGAUGAAGUAUGUGCUCUUGGAGAUGGAUCGGAUCCUACGUCCUAAUGGAUAUGCAAUUAUCCGGGAGUCCAGCUAUUUUGUGGAUGCUGUAGGCACCAUUGCCAAGGGGAUGAAAUGGGGCUGCCGUAAAGAAGAGACUGAGUAUGGUGUGGAGAAGGAAAAGUUAUUGAUCUGCCAGAAGAAACUCUGGUACUCUAACCAGAGUGAAAGAUGAAAUAUCAAGAAGAAAUAUCAGGUUUUUUGAGGACCUCUCCUUGACCAGAGUUGAGGUAGGCCAAGAAAAUACAAGUGAAAAGUGUUUGGUUCAAUUUUUUAAGAUAAAAGAAUGUCCCACACAAUUUAGUCGAGAAUCUCAUGGAAAUUAAAUUUCUUUCCAUUUAAA
This is a messenger RNA of Telopea speciosissima, 2054 nucleotides long. RefSeq names its product probable methyltransferase PMT21. Bases 72 to 1886 code for a protein of 604 amino acids. Gene Ontology annotation, molecular function: methyltransferase activity. Gene Ontology annotation, cellular component: trans-Golgi network; cytoplasm; endosome. The transcript is spliced from 8 exons. The record is from RefSeq and is a predicted model, not a curated record. Lineage: Eukaryota; Viridiplantae; Streptophyta; Magnoliopsida; Proteales; Proteaceae.